This is a messenger RNA of Akanthomyces muscarius, 615 nucleotides long. RefSeq lists its product as uncharacterized. Gene Ontology annotation, molecular function: nucleic acid binding; zinc ion binding. The transcript has 2 exons. NCBI's taxonomy places the organism in Eukaryota, Fungi, Ascomycota, Sordariomycetes, Hypocreales, Cordycipitaceae. Bases 1 to 615 code for a protein of 204 amino acids. The record is from RefSeq and is a predicted model, not a curated record.
AUGGACUUUGACCAGGUGUCUGUAGAUGCCGCCAUGCAAGCCCAGGAAGCUACGCGCAAAGCGGCGCUUCUACAGCAUGCGACUGGCGAUACACACUGGGUGCUGAACACAAAACUUGAGAACCCAGCCAUCACAAAAGCUUCCAAGGCCCCACGAAAGAUUGUCUACGUUGGCUAUGGUGACAUAGACUCUGAAAACGACAGCGGUGACGGGGAAGACGUCGCAGCGCACGGGCGCACAUCAACACAUAAGCCCAAGUCGAAGAGCGAGGACUCGCAAAAACCAAGGGGCGACGAAUCUGGCGACGAGUCUGAACAAGACUCGGACGAUAGCGAGGACUCGAAUCCCAAAAAGCGCAAAGAACGCGGCUCACAGCGAGACCAAAGUAGAUCGCGCUCCAAGUCGCGCACACGCGCGAGUGCCACAGAGAUGAAAGCUAAAGAACUGCGCGAUAAGCGUAGGAAAAAAGAGGUGCGACUAAACAACAUCACGUCCAUCUCGGGGGCUAGCGGCAACUCGCCCAGCAACAAGUCCAUGACCUGCUAUAACUGCCACCAGCCUGGUCACAUGGCUUCUGACUGCCCCCGACGCAAGUCUAGUGGACGUGGCCGGUGA